Molecule: messenger RNA, 421 nt
Organism: Staurois parvus
Lineage: Eukaryota; Metazoa; Chordata; Amphibia; Anura; Ranidae
Source: the annotation of a GenBank genome assembly
AGAUGUCGGCUCGGUCAUGUGAUCAGCUGUGUUCAAUCACAGCUGAUCUCAUGGGACAUGUACACUGAUCAUCAGGGAACUGAUGAUCAGUGUGCCCUGAUGAUCUGUGUAGCCCCAGCAGUGCCACCUGUCAGUGUACAUCAAUGCCAGCUGUCAGUGUUCAUCAGUGCCACCUGCAAUGCCCAUCAUGCCACAUCAAUGCCUACCAGUACACAUCAAUGCCACAUAUCAGUGCCCAUCUGAGCUGCCUUUCAGUGUCACCUAUCAGUGCCAGUCAGUGCCACCUAUCAAUGCCAGUCAGUGCCACCUAUCAGUGCUGCUAAUCAGUGCCACCUAUCAGUGCCAGUCAGUGCUGCCUAUCAGUGCCAGUCAGUGCCGACUAUCAGUGUGCAUCAGUGCCGCCUAUUAGUGCCCAUCAGUG